Molecule: messenger RNA, 4537 nt
Organism: Penicillium subrubescens
Lineage: Eukaryota; Fungi; Ascomycota; Eurotiomycetes; Eurotiales; Aspergillaceae
Exons: 2
Coding region: 591-3773 (1060 amino acids)
Biological process (GO): regulation of mitotic cytokinesis
Molecular function (GO): GTPase activator activity
Source: RefSeq, a predicted model, not a curated record
CAUCACCCUUGAUUAUGAUGAUUAUUUCCAAAUCUUACUCUUUGUUUCCCCCCUGUCAUUCUAAUUUAAUCAUCAGUCCUGUUCCCAGUAUUAUUGAUUCCCUCCUCGCGUGUCGCCCGAUUUGCCCAGAAACCAGCUGAGCUUAGCGUCUUAAUCCCCGACUCGCCUUGUUAUUGUUGACUCCAAACUCCACUUCUUCCCCCCCCCUCCUCUCUCUCCUCUCUCCAAGUCGUCAUCGACUUCUUUCUUUCCCUUCAACGGCCCAGAAGGGAUUUCGGCUUACAACAGGAAACAAAAAAAAGAGGGCUUCGCUCGUUCACCCUCAUUCCUGCUGGAAUUCUAAUUCUUUCGGGUCUAACCUCUUCCACCACUACCAACAAAAAGGAGAUCUCCCCCAGAUUCUCCCACCUUUGUUUAUCUCACCCUCCAUCUCGACAAUCGGUUAUUUUCCACCCCCGAAAAAACAGCCUCAGCCGCACCCGAAACCUACCCCCUUCAUCAACACCAAAUGGGAUGUCCUUCGCAACAGCCCUCGACCCUGCGGAGCUGAGUUGGAGGGUGUUUAACACGCUCCACAGCAUCCUCUGAGGAUGGAUCACAUAUCCACGCUCUGUGCCCUCAGCACAGUAGGAAUAGCCACCUCCGGUCUGGCUCUCGGUCGUGUCGAACGUUCCAAGUCGAGCAUCUUCCGGCGAAAGACUUUCUCCUAUAACCAACCUCCUGCCACUCCUUCAGAACAAUCCACCCCGGUCAAUGCCCGACCCAAGACUUCACGAUUGGUUCGACCAACCACAGCCGGACCAGACUGGACACACUUCUCAGAAAAAGCCAUUGAGGGACAAGAUGGACCGGCUCAAGAUCCAUUGCAGGGCCCUGAUCUGCGCAGGGUAUCAAUGUCCUUUGGUGCUGCCAGACGUCGCCGUCGUGGACAAACACUAAGCAGUCCGCCCUUGCGAAUCCCCGAGGAUGAACCCGCCGAAUCGUUAACGUCGCAAGAAUCUCACUCACGUCGUCCCUCGACCAGUUGGAUGCGUCGGCUGUCAAUGGCGUCCUUCCAAACAGAGAGUCCGUCGACUAACAGCCCUGUCACACCGUCCUUUAAUGGCUCGGCGAGCCCAAUCCUUCCUCGUCCGACCAGCUCACGCCGCGCACCAAAUAAAUUAGUAAAGCGCACGUCUUCACAACAUUCUAAUGCUAAUCCCCUCUUCGUCAAUACCACGGUGUCCCCGGCAUCUGCCCUUCGCAGGCCCGCGACAAGCCACCAGCGAUCAGAGUCGAUGCGCUUGCAGUCGCCGCUCCCGAUGGACUUUGGAUCCCGCUUCUCGGGUAAUUACUCCAUGGAAUCCCCCACGGCCGAAGAGUUUGAAACACACCUGCAAACCGACUGGAUACCAUACCUGCUCCCAAAAUCGGAGGGCUUUUCGGAGAGACUGGCCCGAAGGAUAUCAACAACCGCAAGCCCCAAACCUCCGGGGGUGCGACGGAUUAUACCCGAGCAGGAUACACUUCCCGCUUUGGUACUGGCAACCACACUCACUUCUAGAACGUCUCUGCCACGAGAUGAUCAAUCGGUACCUGCCACUCCAGUGAUGUUCCGUAAUCCAUUCCAGACAGAACCGACAACUUCCGUUGCUUCUGCUGCCCCUCCGCCCUCUUCGACACAUGUGCCACAGGCGCCAGAAUCCCCGGCGCUAAUAUCACCACAACAGCCCGAGAAAUCGGCCCAUAAGCACUCAUUCUCAUUUGAUGUGGAGCCAAAGAAGAUCAUCGUUAACACAGUGACUGCUUCGGGUACUCCAAUUCCUGGACGUGCUCGUGCUGGGUCAUUGAAACGAGUCAAGGGCAGGACAUUCUCUAUCCCUCGAGCAGAGCUUGCGAAACUACACAGCGUAAUUCCAAGUCCCCCGCAGGCCCCUCAACGGCGUAAUAUCACAGACCCUUCUGUCUUCCGUCGCCCAUUCGCUCUUUCACCACCUGGCCUGGCAGUUUCGACGUUUGGUAGGGAUCAUCCUAUGGCUCCACGUUCGGUCUCCCAGGACUACACUAUCGGCAUGCGUGGUCAGCGUGCACUCACAUCUGAUGCUGUUGCUUUGUCUGCAUGGCAACAUUCUGGUCGCCCAGAUAGUUAUACCUUCUCUUCUCUCCGCCGUCAACCAAAACGCCAUUCCAUUGCGGCUUCGGAUCCCUCUUCUACCGUCAUAGGCUCUGAUGACACUCGUGUCUUCACAUCAGGUGACGAAUAUGAAACUGAUAUGAUGACCGAUUAUUGGGAUUCAGUUCGCACGAGAGAGACCAGUGGUGGUGGGUUGAAAGGAUUGCAGAUUGAGACAAUGUUCGACAAAGCGGGUUCCCGUCUGUCAAACGAGGAAGUCACCACUCUGGAGGACCUCCUCCCACGCGGUUCCUUCACAUCCCGGCUGGAACAGGAAACCCCUCUGUUCCCUGACUCUCUCGUUUCCUCAGUGGCUCAGGUCCGCCUCAAUGAAGACACCUGGAUCUCAGAGGGUGAUGAGGAGAAUGCAAGCAUGAUUGGCGCACUUCCUGGUGAGCCGAAUGGCGCUGCAGUGCAGUCUCCGCUCUCUGGUUCUUUGUCAAGAACAUCAGUAGCGCACGCCGCUUUCUCGUCCGCGAUUCCUGAGCCAGGUUCACCUGUGGCCGAGUCACACAUGAGUCAGAAAAUGAACAUUUUCGACUGGUCGGAACAGGCUCGCCCUGAUCGUGACGCAACGGAUACCGAGGCCCGCCCGCGGACGAUGCAUGGAAAGCAAAGUGGGGUUGCUAGAGGCAGCCGUGCAGCUUGUCGCAAAGUGCCCUCUGCUAUCCACCUUCGGAGUCAGAGUGUGCCGGUGGCAAGAGAACUCCCCGCGAAUGAAACUCGCCAGCCAUCUGGUAAAUUUGGCACGUGGGGUUUGGGGUCGAAGGGCGUGAGUGAGGACUGGGACAGCGACUUUGACUUUGACGACAGUGAAGAGCCCGCCGCGAGCAACGACACCAAGAGCUCCGAGCCCGAAGCUGCUCCUCAAAGCAUGAUGGUUCCCAAGGCGAUUCUCGAACGGCAGGCAAGCCUUCGAGGUCAAUUCGGACAGGUACAAGAGCUCACGCUGCUCGUGCAAGAACUGAAACGGCUUCGCCACCAGGCGAGUGUUUUGGAUCUUGUGACCGGUCCUUCGAGUGAACUGUGGAAAGAAGCAGAAGGGAUUGUCAAUCUGGCUACCAUUGAUGAUGACGAUGACCGCCGGUCUCCGCCUGGAUCGCCAUCCUCGCUCACUUUCAGCUUCGACGACUCGGAUGAUGAAGGUGUGAACAGUGCAUCCAAGCGCAACAGUGAUAACUCCUGGCAAGGAGGCCCCCAGCAGGGCAUCCAAAUCCAAUCCACGUCACCCAAGCAGCCCAAGGAGAAUCACCCAAGCAGCUCAUGGAACAGCAACACGCAAUCUGAAAACCGGCUCUUUACGUCUCCCCUUGGUCAUCUUUCCAAGAACUCUCCCAAAUCCAAAUCGGUCCUCGAUAUCCUACAACCUAGUCGCCGCACCGAGGAUUCUUCUCUGGCUCCACCUCCACGCACUCAAAAACUUCCCUUUGAUACCCAAUCACUUCGCGAUCUUGUUGUCCGGGCUGGGGUGGUCACACGCGCCUUGAAGGAAGUCAUCCGCAAGGCAGAAGGUGUUGACUCGAGCCCGCAAAAUGUGUUUCCCUCCGACCCUCCUUUCCGACGGAUAUUCGACCAACCUUCCCAUGACGACCUUGCAAGCUUCGAGGCUGCGUUCGGCUGAGAUGCAUUGAUCAGGCCGUCUGGUAGAUUGACCAAUACAACCUGCAAUGUUAUGCCCGAAACCCAUCCCUUGUCUUGUUCCCUCUCCUUCAUCUGUUCAAUUAUUAUGCUAGCAUGGAACUUCCUGCGAGACCCCCAUCAUACGAGUCUUUCCUUCUCACGUCAUUCAUUUCCCAUUCACUCCGACAGACUUUCUUUAAUUUUCUCCCCUCUAACUCUCCUCGGAGCGAAUGACUCCACCCUAUUUCAGUCAGGCGUCAAACCAAAAGCCAUUGCAUCUCUGUACAACUUUUCCUUCGUGUACAUUGCCAACCUCAUACUUCCUUUUUCUUUUCUUUCUGUUUUAUUCUCUAUCCGUGUGAAAACACACACGCCCGAAUUUGUACGAGCACAUCCUGGGGGGUCUACGUCUUUUUUUAUUUUUAUUUUUACUUUCUUUUCUCUGUUCUUCUCCAUGUUUCCAGUCCUCCUUCCAGCACUGUUCCCACUUUCCUUUUUCUUUCCCCGUUCGUCUCUGUUGCAUAUAUUUGCGCAGCUCAUAUUCUCAUAAUUGCGCUGUAAUAAUCGUGGAAGGGGGGCUCCGAGCUGUGAUGAUGUUUGCAAAGACCCCACCAGACGAAGAGCAAUGAGUUUCAAUGUCAUGCAUAUUAUUUUGUUUGCUGGGCCUUGGGCCUGGUGACCGGAGCCAUUAUUGAGUUGGUUUUGAGUAUUGUAUUUGAUUGAUAAGAUGUAGAAUACGCCUCGAAAUAAGAUUUUAUUCCUGAG